This is a messenger RNA of Rhinolophus ferrumequinum (greater horseshoe bat), 2145 nucleotides long. RefSeq names its product podocalyxin like 2 (gene PODXL2). The transcript is spliced from 8 exons. NCBI's taxonomy places the organism in Eukaryota, Metazoa, Chordata, Mammalia, Chiroptera, Rhinolophidae. Bases 50 to 1900 code for a protein of 616 amino acids. The record is from RefSeq and is a predicted model, not a curated record.
CACUCCGAGGCCCCGCGCCGCUGCGGCUGCGGGCGGCGACGGCUGCAUCAUGGGCUGGCUGCUGCGGGACGUCAGGCUACUGCCGCUGCUGCCUCCGCUUCUGCUGCUGCUGGCCGGGAGUGAGUGCGCGCCGACAGAAGGGCGGGCAGCCGCGUGGACGGGCGGCCUGGAGGCAGUCCGAGGAGUGUCUCUGGGCACGUUUGCAGCUGGGUCUGAUGAGCCUGGCCCAGAGGGCCUCACCUCCACCUCCUUGCUGGACCUCCUGCUGCCCACUGGCCUGGAUCCACUGGGCUCGGAGGAGCCCAGUGAGCCCAUGGGACUGGGAGCUGGCCUGGAAGCCCCUGGGUCGGGGUUCCCCAGUGAAGAGAGUGAAGAGUCCCGCAUUUUGCAGCCACCACAGUACUUCUGGGAAGAAGAAGAGGAGCUGAAUGACUCUAGUCUGGACCUGGGACCCACUGCAGAUUAUGGUUUCCCAGACUUAACUGAGAAGGCAGGUCCCAUAGAAGACACCAGCCAGGGUCAAAAGAUGCCAAGCCUCCCCUCUUCCUUGCCCAAGAUGAACCUGGUGGAGCCACCCUGGCCUAUGGCUCUUGGAGAGGAGGAAGAGGAGGAGGAAGAGAAGGAAGAGAUAGAGAAGGAAGAAGAGGAAGAGGAGGAAGAGCUGCUGCCUGUGAACAGAACCCAGGAAAAAGCCCAAACUCAGGUCUACGACUUUUCUCUCACCAGCAGUAGCCAGACACCAAGGGCCCCCAAACACAGGCAUGAAGAUUCUGGGGACCAGGCCUCCUCGGGUGUGGAGGUGGGGAGCAACAUGGAGCCAAGUCUGUCACCACCCUCAGUCACCCCAAAUACAGUGACCCUGGGGGGUCUGGACUUUGCCAGCCAAGAGGCAGGGGGCACAAUGCUGCCAGCCGCAGGGCAUGAGGUAGAAUUUGAGGCCCCUCAGGAGGCAAGUGAGAAGGCUACUGUGGGAACAGCUGGGUUAGAGGUGCUCUCCUUGGCCUCAUUCCCUCAAGCAGAAGCCCCCAGUGGGGCUGCAACCUCAAGUGAAGACCCCCUUUACCCUGGUGCCUCAACUGCUCUCCCUCAGUACCCCCAACACAUGGAGCUGACACCUUCUUCUGCUACCUUGGGACAAGAAGACCUCAGCCAGCAGCCCCAGGAAGGGCAGUCCGCUGAAGCUCAAUCCAGAAUCCCUUGGGAUUCUACUCAGGUGAUCUGCAAAGACUGGAGCAAUCUGGCUGGGAAAAACUACAUCAUUUUGAACAUGACAGAGAACAUAGACUGUGAGGUGUUCCGGCAGCACCGGGGGCUGCAGCUCUUGGCCCUGGUGGAGGAGGUGCUGCCCCGCCAUGGCAGCGACCACCACGGGGACUGGCACAUCUCCCUGAGCAAGCCCAGUGAGAAGGAGCAGCACCUUCUAAUGACCUUAGUGGGUGAGCAGGGGGUGGUGCCCACUCAAGAUGUCCUUUCCAUGCUGGGUGACAUCCGCAGGAGUCUGGUGGAGAUUGGCAUCCAGAACUACUCCAUGACAAGCAGCUGCCAGGCCCGGGCCAGCCAGGUGCGUAGCGACUAUGGAACACUCUUUGUGGUGCUGGUGGUCAUCGGUGCCAUCUGUGUCGUCAUCAUCGUGCUGGGCCUGCUCUACAACUGCUGGCAGCGCCGGCUGCCCAAACUCAAACACGUGUCGCACGGCGAGGAGCUGCGCUUCGUAGAGAACGGCUGCCACGACAACCCCACGCUGGACGUGGCCAGCGACAGCCAGUCGGAGAUGCAGGAGAAGCAGCCCAGCCUGAAUGGCGGCGGGGCCGUCAACGGCCCAGGGGGCUGGAGCGCGCUUAUGGGAGGCAAGCGGGACCCCGAGGACUCGGACGUGUUUGAGGAGGACACGCACCUGUGAGGGCGCGCGUCGGCGCUGCGCCGGGACCAGCAGGGCUGGCCGGGGGCGUGGCGUACACAGUCGCGCCCCCUCUCUCCCUGCCCGCCGCUCCCCCGCAGCCGGGCCCCCAGUGUCGCCUCCUGCUUCCCACCGACCCUCGGAACAGUCUUGGCACAGCCCCCCUCACCCCCUACCCGACGCCUCGAGACGCCAGUCCUGGGACCCCCAUUAAAGCCACCCGGAGCCCACGCCGGGCCCAGCGCGUC